ACUUUUGGAAGUACCAAUAAACAAUUGGAAUUUCAAGGGAACUUUUAUAUCCGGGUAGCGCAAUGCAUCCUGGGAAUAAUUGAUUCUUCGAAACCAAGCAGAAGAGUUCUAUUUGGUUCGCUUUAGAGGCGAAAUUUGCAGAAUCUGUGGCUAUGGCGACUGCAAAGACCACAGAUCAAGAUGCACGGGGGUCCGAUACUGUUACAUACGAGCUGGGAGAUGUGAAUAUGACGGGGCAAGGGAAAAUUGCCAUGGAGAACUUCGAGCUUCUCAAGGUUCUUGGAACUGGAGCUUAUGGCAAGGUAUUCCUUGUACGCAAGAACUCCGGAAAAGAUCAGGGCAAACUGUACGCCAUGAAAGUACUCAAGAAAGCUAGCAUCGUCCAGAAAACUAAGACAACAGAACAUACAAAAACUGAACGUCAAGUACUGGAGGCAAUCAGACAAUCCCCGUUCCUCGUCACACUUCACUAUGCAUUCCAGACAGAAGCCAAGCUCCAUCUUAUCCUAGAUUAUGUAAAUGGAGGGGAGCUGUUCACCCAUCUAUACCAAAGGGAACAUUUCAAGGAGCCAGAGGUGCGCAUAUAUAUAGGAGAGAUUGCCCUCGCUCUUGAGACUCUUCAUAAGCUUGGUAUUAUAUACAGAGAUAUCAAAUUGGAGAACAUCUUAUUGGACUCCCAAGGCCACAUCAUCCUCACAGACUUUGGUCUGAGUAAGGAGUUUCUACCUCAUGAAACCACUCAACGUGCAUACUCAUUCUGUGGUACUAUAGAAUACAUGGCCCCUGAGGUUGUACAGGCGGGCACCAAGGGUCACGACUUUGCCGUAGACUGGUGGUCCCUUGGCGUGCUUACAUAUGAACUUUUGACUGGUGCAUCCCCCUUUACAGUUGAUGGGGAGAAAAAUUCCCAGUCUGAAAUAUCCAAGCGUAUCCUGUACUCCCAGCCACCCAUGCCAAAGAGCUUUUCCUCAAAUGUGAAGGACUUUAUACUCAAGCUGCUGACUAAGGAACCCAGGGACAGACUGGGGGCCAGAGGGGCAAGUGAUGUCAAGAAACAUGCCUUCUUCAAGGGUCUAAAUUGGAUUGACCUGGCCACUAAGAAAAUCCCCGCUCCAUUCAUCCCAGUUAUCAAAGACCCUAUGGAUGUAAGCAACUUCUCAGAGGAGUUCACAAACAUGGUGGCACAGGACUCCCCAGCUAUUGUACCUAUGGCUGGAGACAAGAUAUUCAAGGGUUACUCUUAUGUGGCACCAUCUAUAAUGUUCAGUGAGAACCUGAUAAGCCAUGAUUUUUUGAAGCCGUCUCUAGAACGUCAGCCAACAGAUCUUAACCUGUGUCUGGCCCACCAGUUCAAGAACUCACCAUUUUUCCAGAACUAUGAAAUCAAUCUGAAGGAGACCAUGCUAGGUGGCGGCAGUUUUUCUAUAUGCAGGAAAUGCAGGCACAAGAGAACGGGUGUUGAAUAUGCAGUAAAGAUAAUCAGUCGUCGUAUCAACUGCCAGCAGGAAAUCAGUCUACUCAGGAUGUGUCAAGGUCACCCCAAUAUAGUCAAACUACACGAGGUUUAUCAUGACGAGCUUCAUUCAUAUCUUGUACUCGAUCUACUAAAGGGAGGAGAGUUGUUAGAUCGGAUACGAAAAAAGCGCCAAUUCACCGAGACUGAAGCGGGUCAAAUUAUGAGGAAGCUAGUCUCUGCAGUAGAUCACAUUCACAGUCAUGGAGUUGUACAUAGGGACCUGAAGCCUGAGAACCUCCUGUUUGUCGAUGACAAAGAUGAUUCAGAUAUUAAGAUAGUUGAUUUUGGGUUUGCCCGACUGAAGCCAAAGGAUGGCCCACUUGAGACGCCAUGUUUCACACUGCACUACGCGGCUCCUGAGGUCCUAAAGCAGACCACCCAGCACAAGGAAGGGUAUGAUGAGGCCUGUGAUCUGUGGAGCCUUGGAGUCAUCCUGUACACCAUGUUGUCGGGCAAAGCACCAUUCCAGAGUAGAUGUAGUGAAGAUACAGCAGAGAAAAUUAUGCAACGAAUAAAGAGUGGAAAAUUUAUCAUAUCAGGAAAAGAUUGGGAUGUAGUCUCAGACCAGGCCAAAAGACUUAUACAAGGUAUGUUGACGGUUGAUCCUCGACAGCGAGUCACAAUGACAGACCUCCUCAACAAUGAAUGGAUACAGGGUAGAGACGGACAUAUCUACAAUCAAACACCUCUAAUGACUCCAGAUGUUCUAAAUUACUCUUCGAAAAACCCCAAAAAACGUUCAGUAAAAUCUCAAUUAAAUAAUACAAUCAAAGCGUUCCAAAUUGCUGCUCGGGAAGGAUUCCGUCUACAGGAUGUGAACAAUGCUCCAUUGGCGCAACGACGUAUCAAGAAGAAGAGUUCAACAGCAUCUAGGAGUAGUAGCAGUAGUGAAAGUGGGCACUCGUAUGGCUCUUUAACACCCACCAAGAGUCUAACACAGUCUCCAGUUAGGCAGUCCCCCAUACGUAAUCUCUCCAACACAUCAUCUAAUAGUUCUAUAAGCAGUACAGGCUUCGUGCCAUUGAAACAGUUCACCACCAAACCACCUCCCACCCUUGAAAACUCUGGCUACUUCAGCUUUAGUCGCCAUAAGAUGGCAGCACUGGGUGUUGUGCCUGAUCUCGCCAUGACGUUAGACCAAUCUCUGCCUCAUCCAUCGGAUAGCUCUAACAAUAAUAAUGACUCUACCACAGCUAAAGGUGCCAAGCGAAAACUUCCACUGUCUGACCAAGAUGACUCAGAUUGUAUCAUAAUAGAAGAGCCCUCCACUAAUUCUAACUCUAGUCACUCUAGUGAACCGCAGGUGGCUGUAAAAAGACCGAGAUCUGAGACUAUAGUGCUUGACUAAAUGCCGCUGGAUUAUUCAAGGUGAUACAAUGUAAGCCUAUCAAACCCAAAAGCAGCUAAACCUGUCCAAUCGGCUUAUUGGUGUGGUGCCUUCUUAAUUCAGGAAAUCUUAUAAGAAAGAUGUCACGGUGGUCAUACUUUGCGAAAUAGAGUAAACAGAGUAAAAUAAAUCAAGUUGACAGACUUUACUUGUACCUAACAGUAAAUUGAAUAAAAAUUCCAGAAUAUCAGGCAACUUCAAAUUUUAAAGAGAAAAAUUUUGGAUGAGGCAUGACCAUUGUUACAGUUUUCUUAUGAGUAAAAUGCUCCUGGUAAAUAACAGAAGCAUAUUUUGCUCCAUAAAUACACCAACAGCAUAAUCUUGCAGUAUUGGAAUCAUCAGAGUAACCUUGACUCUUAUACAAGGUCAUAGCCUGCAUUUCAUUUGGAGCUCUGAAACAAAAGAACAGUGCUCCUUGGAAACAUAUGAUGGAAAACUGUGCUCCCGGGAAACAUUCUGCUCCUUUGAAAGAGUAACAAUCUACCAAAGAUAUUCCCAGACAGAUGUUAUUAUUUAUUUAUUUGAAAAAGGAGAAGAAUCAGUGCAAUUUUAGUUAAAUGUGUAAAAGUAUUCUCAGAGUUGGGAUGAUUUGUAUAAGUGCAAAAGAUACAGUGCUUAUGUUUGCUAUAGGGUGAGUUCAGCAGCAUAGUUUGUUACUGUGAGUACGAGAGGUCUCUUUCAUGGAGAUGAGGUUAAGGGGACCUUUUACAUAGCAAGUGACACUUUAGCCAGUUUGACACUGUUAACGACGACUCUGAUUUGUGGCAAACAUUUUUUUUUCUCUUAGUUCUGACUCAUUGAUUGGUACUUUAUGUGUGUCCCAUUUAUGGCGGAUUUUCAUCAAACUAGAGCAGUCAUUGUAGAAAGGCUCUUGUUAUUUUGUGAAAAGCAGUGUCUCUA
This is a messenger RNA of Owenia fusiformis, 3803 nucleotides long. The record is from the annotation of a GenBank genome assembly. NCBI's taxonomy places the organism in Eukaryota, Metazoa, Annelida, Polychaeta, Sabellida, Oweniidae.